This is a messenger RNA of Asterias rubens (European starfish), 888 nucleotides long. RefSeq lists its product as uncharacterized. The transcript is spliced from 3 exons. The record is from RefSeq and is a predicted model, not a curated record. Bases 1 to 888 code for a protein of 295 amino acids. NCBI's taxonomy places the organism in Eukaryota, Metazoa, Echinodermata, Asteroidea, Forcipulatida, Asteriidae.
AUGGCUACAAACAGUAGUCAACCAUAUAAUUUGGAGCAAGCAUUGAAAAGAGGUGGGAGUACGUGUCAACCUCUUCGUGUUAGAGUCUUGCAUGAAAGACUUGCAACUUCAGAUGCUGUAAAGAGAGUAUUCAUCAUAGGAGAUAGUAGCAGUGCAGGAGAAUGUGUUGUGUAUGAUAAGUUGGCAUCUGGAAGGUUCCAUGUUGGGUCUUCUGUGGUGAUUUUAAAUGCAAGUGUCAAGGUUGCUAGAAAAAAUCACGUUGAAGUUUCUGCACGAAGCAGAGUGAAGGAAACGGGAAAUGUAACCAUUACUGAGGAGGUGGAGGAGGCUGGGAGGCUACUCUUUAAUCCUCCACCUGCAGAAUUUGUGAAACUAAAUACAGUGGAAAGGUCACCAGUAAAGAAAUUAGUCUCGAUCAAAGGACAGGUCGUUGGUGAGGAACUCACUCAAAUUGUAAAGUUCAUGGGUAAGGAUACUGAGGUGAGGAAUAUCACCGUACAAGAAGAAAAUGUAUCAUGUCGUGUUGCACUCUGGAGAGACAAAGCACAAUCAGAUUUCAAGACGGGGGAUUAUCUGGAGAUAACUAAUGUUGUCACUUCUACUUUUUUGGACAAGAUGUAUCUAUCAACGACACAGAACAGUGAGAUAAAGAAAGUUCCUCGACCAGAUGAUUCAACCGAGACCACUGUCAUUGGUUUUGAAGUAGUGGAUGAUGACUGGAUAGAACUCACAACUAAUGAAGUUGGGUGGCCAGGGUAUGUUGUUCGCCAGUCUGUACUGAUAGAAGGUUUGGAAAUAGAUGUUGAGGAUGGUGAUAUUAAGGAAGUGUUGAGAGAUAAAGUACCAUUUUCAUGCACAAGGAUGAAAUCAAAUUCUUUUCUCUUAUGA